CACACACACACACACACACACACACACACACCAUCACUUGCUAAUCAAUGUGUUAACCUUACAAAGACGUGCAUUUGAUUAAAAUGUACACAUAUCUACAAAAGUCUCUAGCCACGAGGCUAUUUGGCUACAUGUGUCUUAUCACAGUUAUUUCCGCUAAUGCAUGCCAUCGAGGAUACAUGUUUAAGAAAGAGUUCCAUGAUAAAAAGCCAGAUAAAGUUCCUAUCGCUGUGAGAAGUGGCGUCACCCAGGCUGAAUGUAUGACCACGUGUUACCAGAGUAUACAGAACGGUACAGACUGUGUGGCGUUUUUCUACAACGUGGUCAGCAAGUCGUGCUUAACUUACAGCAGAUCGAACAACUGCGUGCCUUUUCCUGAAGAUCUUGGGUCGAGUGGAUUUGUUCUCGAUAUUAACCUACCCACACUGUUACCGGAAUGUCUGCCGUCAAGUGUUCUGGAGAUUAAUACGAGGCAGAAUCCAGUGCUGGACAGUGAGCCAUAAGGAAUUACACAAGUCACAUACCGAUAUUGUGCAUAGGACUGGAACAUCAGACUUCACUAAGUUCAUAGGCCACAUGCUGAACUGAAAAACUUCAUGUCUGUUCAACUAUCAGGACACUAAAAUGUGAUCACUGUCAUAUGUAUUUACUAUUUUAUGAAUGAAAAAAAUCCUAAUU
This is a messenger RNA of Gigantopelta aegis, 678 nucleotides long. RefSeq lists its product as uncharacterized. The record is from RefSeq and is a predicted model, not a curated record. NCBI's taxonomy places the organism in Eukaryota, Metazoa, Mollusca, Gastropoda, Neomphalida, Peltospiridae. The transcript is spliced from 3 exons. The coding region runs from base 84 to 503 and encodes 139 amino acids.